GCGAGAGAGAUACGCAACAGGGGGGAGUGAAGGAGAGAGAAUUCAGGGGAGGACGAAAACAUCAUCAUGGUUUCAAUCACAGAGACUCAGAAGAUUGGUGUUGGUCUCACAGGCUUCGGCCUCUUCUUUCUGCUCUUUGGCGUGCUUCUGUACUUUGACUCUGUCUUACUGGCAUUUGGGAAUGUUCUGUUUCUGGCUGGCCUGGCAUUCAUCAUUGGCCUGAAAAGGACGGCAGGGUUCUUCUUCCAGAGACAGAAGCUCAGAGGCUCAACCUUCUUCCUGGGGGGCGUGGCCUUGGUGCUGUUCCGCUGGCCAAUCAUUGGCAUGGCUGUGGAGAGCUACGGCUUCGUGCUCCUGUUCAGGUGUGUUAGAAAAUAGAGCACCUCUAGGAUAGUGAAAAAGAGGACAUUUUACAUUUUGGUAAUUCAGCAGACACUUUCAUCAUUGAGUGCCUUAGACAUCCAGAGCAUCUUAGAAGACAUGCGUUAAUGGAAGCAAGUUGGGACAACAACUUAAAAACAGGAUAGCUGGGAGAGGAUUAUGCUAGAUGAGAGACAUACAGUACCUUGGCGACAGCACCCUAUUUUUAAACGCCUGCCUCGUUUCAUCUCUUUCAUACCGACUGAUUGGAAAGUUCCAACCACAUAAAAAACAGAGCAAAAUUAAUUGAAAUCGAUGGCAGCAAUUAUUUGGACUGAAGCAAUAGAAUAUAAACUCAGACUUCGGAAUGGAAUGUUGCCCAUUCACAUAUCAUAUGUGUCACGUCUGCUCCUGCUGCUCCUUACUGGCGCUCGAGGACGCCAGGAUGCCCAUCAUUACGCACACCUGUCACCAUCAUUACAUGCAUCAGUGCUUGCUGGACUCAUCUGGACUCCAUUACCUUGUUGAUUGCCCCUCCUAUAUCUGUCUGUUCCUUGGUUAGAUCCCUGUGCUCUCUGAGAUGUCGUUCUGUCCAUCACUGUUUGCGGCCCACCUGUUAGCUUGCAUGAUUCUUUCGAUUCUCCUUCGACCUCUCAUCAAAGAGCUGUUUUUGCCCACAAGACUACUGCUGCCUGGAUCUUUUUUGUUUGUCGCUCCAUUCUUGGUUAACCCUAGACACUGUUGUGUGUGAAAAGCCCAGGAGCCCACACUUUUCUGAGAUACUGGAACCAAUGAUCAUACCAUGCUCAAAGUUGCGUUGGCCACUCAUUUUGCCCAUUCUAACUUUCAGUCGAACAGUAACUGAACGCCUCAAUGCCUGUCUGCCUGCUUUAUAAAGCUUGUCUGUCAAAAUGUUGGAUAUUAGGUUAUUAAAUGAUUGCAUCUGA
This is a messenger RNA of Salmo salar (Atlantic salmon), 1307 nucleotides long. NCBI's taxonomy places the organism in Eukaryota, Metazoa, Chordata, Actinopteri, Salmoniformes, Salmonidae. The record is from RefSeq and is a predicted model, not a curated record.